Sabethes cyaneus is the source of this 634-nucleotide messenger RNA. RefSeq names its product 60S ribosomal protein L24 (gene RpL24). The record is from RefSeq and is a predicted model, not a curated record. Gene Ontology annotation, biological process: cytoplasmic translation. Gene Ontology annotation, cellular component: cytosolic large ribosomal subunit. The transcript is spliced from 4 exons. Gene Ontology annotation, molecular function: structural constituent of ribosome; mRNA binding. NCBI's taxonomy places the organism in Eukaryota, Metazoa, Arthropoda, Insecta, Diptera, Culicidae. Bases 106 to 567 code for a protein of 153 amino acids.
GCUGACAGCUGGACGUGACGUCACGCUACUGGUAAAGUCUUUUCUGUCCCACGUUUCAUGGGCUUCAAGUUUACAAAUUUGAAGAAGCAGUGAAAUUUCAUCAAAAUGAAGAUAGGUUUGUGCGCAUUCAGUGGAUUCAAGAUUUACCCAGCGAGUGGUAAAACAUUAGUCAAAGCCGAUGGCAAGACAUUCACCUUCAUCAAUAAGAAAUGCGAGCGGUCCUUCCUGAUGAAGCGUAACCCACGCAAGGUAAAAUGGACGGUACUAUACCGGCGGAAGCACAAGAAAGGUAUCGUUGAGGAAGCUACCAAGAAGCGCACCCGCCGGACACAAAAGUUCCAGCGCGCUAUUGUCGGUGCUUCCAUUACUGAUAUCAUGGCGAAGCGUAACAUGAAGCCGGAGGUGCGCAAAGCACAGCGAGAUCAGGCUAUUAAGGUUGCAAAGGAAGCUAAGAAGGCCAAGCAGGCCGAGAAGAAAAUCAAGGCUCAACCAACUACUAAACAGCCAAAACAAAAAGCCGCUAAAGUUUCCCAAAAGUCUGCACCGCGUGUAGGAGGAAAGCGAUAAAAAAUAACUCCGUGCGUUUGUAAGAGUUGCUCUUAUAUUGUAUAAAAUAUAAAGAAACUUGAGGAGU